Labeo rohita (rohu) is the source of this 1685-nucleotide messenger RNA. Its product is annotated as GT1 domain-containing protein. The record is from RefSeq and is a predicted model, not a curated record. NCBI's taxonomy places the organism in Eukaryota, Metazoa, Chordata, Actinopteri, Cypriniformes, Cyprinidae. Gene Ontology annotation, cellular component: nucleus. The transcript is spliced from 5 exons. The coding region runs from base 375 to 1007 and encodes 210 amino acids.
UAGUUAUGUUGGACACAGCCAUAAACAACAACUAUCAGUUCACCGAUUCAGCCACCAUUUUUUCUUAUGGCGUAAAUAACUUUAAACGUUAUUAUUAUGCAUUAGUUUUGAAUAUUAGAGUAAUCUUUUCUUUAUGCAUGGUGUUUUUAGGGAGGAAACAGUCUUCUGGGUCCUGUUCUUCGACCGUGGUUUAACAAAGCCCGGAUUAGUUCACAUAUCCCGGAUUGACCUAGCUCGACCUAAAAUGGAGUUCGGCUCUUCAAAUACAUAUCUCGGAUACACGUAUCUUUCUAAUAAACACAGCUGAGCAUUCACGUAAGGAUUGAAAAGUUUGACAAGCCUAACUUCUAACCUAACUACGUUAACUUUACAUCAUGGCUAAACAGCGUGCUGCAUAUUUCAGCGCUGCUGAAUUGCAGCUUAUUAUGGAAGGAUAUGAGGAAGUUAAACAUUUAAUAAAAACCAAAGGUAAUACUAUAGCUGCUGCAAAAGUCCGUCAGGAUGCGUGGCGAAAAAUAACCGCCAAAUUAAAUGCAUCCAACCCUAUGGGACCUAGAAGAACGUGGCAACAAGUGAAGACGAAAUACAAGAACAUCGUUCAAAGUGCUAACAAGAGAAGGGCUACGCUGAAGAAGAUGGGACUAAUCCCAACAAAAGAGGAGCACAUAGAUGAAGAGGAGCUGCCCCCUGAGGACAAUGUGGAGGGUCCUAUCAUAGCAAGCAUAGUUGGUGGUUGCUCCUCUGAUCCAGGAGAUACAGCUGGCUGCAGCAGUUAUGUCAGAGUGACUAAACAUGGAUUGGCCCUACUUCAACCACCUGUAUUAUCAGACGAAGAGCUGGACUCUGAACCUGUGGAAGAUGUAAAGACACUAUACAAGAAGUAUCUCCAAAUAGAGAUCUCUAACAGAAAGCAAGAAAUGGCAUACAGAGCAUUAAAAAUGCGCAAAGUGGAGAAGGAAAUUGAGUUACUGGACAGGAAACUGGGUGUAAGUGUGAUAUUUUGGUAAUGAAUUGUCGUAAUGAAUGAAUAAUGGUAGUGUACAAAAGUGUACAUUUUAGAUCCAUUUAAAUCUGUUUCCAGACAUUUUAAUUUAUAAUUCUGUAGUUUAGUUGAGGAAACUUUGAUACAAUAAAAGAGAUAUAUUAGUUUUCUCUGUCAAUUUCUAAAAUAUUAAAAUGAAUAGUCAAAAAUACAACUGUUUGACACUUAAGUGAUGAUAGAUAGAUAGAUAGAUAUUUGAUGGACGUAUAAUAUGUGUCGAGAGCAUUCACUCAGUAUCAUUAUCUCAUUUUUGACCGAGAUGGGUUUUAGCUGAUUUUGCAUCUGAACUCUUCAUUUGCUUGUGCUAAAGUCUAACUAUUGCAAGUAUACAUUAAGUACACUUUAAAUAUUUUGCUUUUAAAGUCCAAUAUUAUUCAAAGAUCAUACAAUACUCAUCAAUAGUGACAUUAAAACAGGGUUAAUAUUAAGAAAUAUGCAUUGUGCACAAGUAGGUAGUACUCCAAAUAAAGUUGAAUUAUAAUUUUUAUAUCAGGAUGUCUCAAGCGAUAUAUCAGUAAAUAUGGAAAUAGAUUUGAAUUAUACAUAGUAUAAUAUAUAUAUAUAUAUAUAUAUAUAUAUAAAUUACUAUGUAUAGUUCAAAUCUUUUUUUUUUUUUUUACUAGGGUUAUUAGGUUAAUUUGUG